AGCAUUCCUGAUCUUCUUUAAAGUAUUGGUGACAUACACACGUAUAACUCGAUUGAAAUAAUAAUGUCCACAUUGUCGUCUGAAAUCCCCUUACAUACAUAUCCCAAGGAGAAGUCCUUAUCAAACAAUAAUCAUUUUUUAAACUUGGAAAAAUCAACACCUCUAACUACAAUAGAUUCCAAUGCAUCCAGUAUUGAUCUUCAUUUCAAUCCUAAUGAUAAAUACUUAUAUCGUCGAUUAAUACUUAAUCUAGUUAUUGAAUCAGUAGUGUCAUUAAUUAUAUACUAUAACUAUGAUAAUUUAUCAUCAUUCCAUUAUUUCCUUGGACCAACAUUAUUAGGUUCUUCAACUGCUGCAUUAGCUCAAUCAAUAAAUCAAUUCAUUAAAAAGAAAUAUAGUUUAAAUAAGAUUUUAAAAUUCUUAGUGUGGGGAUUAUUAAAUGGAUAUUUUACAGUAUUAUGGAUAGAUAUUCUUUUAUUAAGAGUUGAUAGUCUUUCUUCUAGGGUUAUAAUAGAUCAAUUUGUAGGAGCUCCAUUUUUUCAAUUGAUAUUUAAUGUUUUAAAUGCCUUAUGGGAUAAUGGUGAAUUGUCUGCAAGCACUAGAACUGCCUUCAUAAAAUCUUUGAAGUACAGUUAUUGCUUUUGGCCAUUCUUCUCAAUUUGUCUGUUUGUAUUCAUUCCUAAAUCAAUGUUAUUUCCUGCAAAUUGUUUGGCAAAUUUACUAUGGAAUAUUAUUUUAAGUAAAUUAGCUUGAAUCAAUUAACUUAAUCAAUUUGAUAUUAUCAACGCAUUUAUUCAUUAAUACAUUUUCAUUUCUACAAACGGUUUUACGUUAUUUGUUAUAUAGUUAAUUGGUGAUAGAU
Scheffersomyces amazonensis is the source of this 862-nucleotide messenger RNA. RefSeq lists its product as uncharacterized. The coding region runs from base 64 to 753 and encodes 229 amino acids. NCBI's taxonomy places the organism in Eukaryota, Fungi, Ascomycota, Pichiomycetes, Serinales, Debaryomycetaceae. Gene Ontology annotation, cellular component: cytoplasm; membrane. The transcript has a single exon. The record is from RefSeq and is a predicted model, not a curated record.